UGUAGUAUUUCCUUCUGCCUACUUGUCCCCAUGAAGGGGCAAUAAAUUUCUGCCCUCAAUGUCUUGCUGUCAUUAUGGCCUUUCUCCUAAAGCUUCUGGGAUAUGGAGUGGAGAAGCAGCGUUUGGUGGAAAGCCAAUGGCUCCGUCGUGAUAUUAAUCCAGAGCAGGACUGGGAAGUCCUUCAUGAACUUGGAAAUGGGGCCUUUGGAAAAGUUUACAAGGCACAGCACAAGGUAAAUCAGGAGCUUGCUGCAGCCAAGAUAUUAAAUAUAUCAUCUGAGGAUGCCCUGGAAGAUCAUGUCGCAGAAAUUAAUAUAUUGGGGCAAUGCCAACACCCCCACAUCAUCAAACUCUUUGAGGCAUCUUACUGGGAAAAACAGCUCUGGAUCCUGUUGGAGUUUUGUGCUGGAGGAGCACUAGAUGCCAUCAUGCUGGAGCUGGGACGUUGUCUCACAGAGCCACAGAUCAGUGUGGUGUGCAAGCAAACUCUCCUUGCCCUUGAGUACCUGCACACCCAAAGAAUCAUCCACAGAGACCUAAAGGCUGGAAACAUCUUGCUCACACAGCACGGUGACAUUCGUCUUGCGGAUUUUGGUGUGUCUGCUGUGAACUCUCAGACAGUGCAACGUCGGAGCUCUUUUAUUGGGACUCCUUACUGGAUGGCUCCAGAGGUUGUGGUGUGUGAGACAUGCAAAGAUGCCCCAUAUGAUUAUAAAGCUGAUGUGUGGUCUCUGGGAAUCACGUUGAUUGAAUUGGCUGAGAAGGAGCCUCCAAACCAUGAGCUGAAUCCCACUCGUGUUCUGCUGAAAAUCCUCAAAUCCCAACCGCCUCAUCUGAUCUAUCCACAAAGAUGGUCUCAGGACUUCAAUAACUUUGUCAAAAGCUGUCUACAAAGGAACCCUCAAGAUAGAUUUUCAGCAAGCAGGCUUCUACAGCAUCCAUUUGUUUCUGAAGUUAAUACCAACCAUCCACUGAAGCUGCUAGUGGCUGAAGUCUUGGCUGAAGUGACAGAGGAAGAGGAUGAUGAAAAGAUAAAGGAUCAAGAUUCUAUGAAUAAUCUUCCUUUGAUGUCUAAAGAAAAUGUUAAUGUUGGCUAUAAUCAACCUGCUGAAGAUGUAUCCUCAGUUAAGCCAAAUAAUGAACCUCCUAGCAAAGAGUUUGGUGCUCUACAAGAGAAUGUUGUGAAGUCCUCAGUUCAGGAUGCACAACGAAGACCACAGCGAGCAACCAGCUUCCUAAAACAGAUGCGUAGGCGUUCUGCUCCCUCAUUUUCAAGAGAAGCAAGGCCAUCUGUGAAAUGGAAGAUAGACAGUGAGCAAAGAGAAGAAAAGAGACAGAUAAGGAACCGAUGUUUGGAUGUAAAAGGAAGAAAUAAAGAGAAUGAGAUUCUUGGUGAAUCAGGUAAAACUGAAAAUAACACUAAGGUAGACAAUCAGUCUGGUGUUCUUUGCCUAUCAAAUGAGGAAGAUAACAGAACAGAAAAAUGUAAGCCCCACACUGUAGUAGUAUCUCAAGGAAAAAACAGCCAGACAAGUCCCUGUUCUAAUGUUGCUUUAGAAAUCCAUAGAAAUGCAAAAAUAUGUGAAUGCAGAAACAUUAUUUUUAGUUCUAUGAACCAGGAGUCUAAGGAGAGAAGAAGUGAAAGAUUGCAGGUUUCCUCCACGGAAUUAUCUAGAAGAUGGACAGUACUUGGGGGGAACCAAAGGAGAACUAUGAUAGCAUGGGAUAAAGAGAAACAAAUAGAACCAAAGAACAGAGUGGAAAAACCAAAUGAGAGACUAUGUUUUCACGACAAAGAUGAGAAUCAAACACAUGUAAGAGGGCAAAGAGGGGACGCUGGCUUAGCAAGAGAUUGUAAAACAUGUAAUGGAAAAAUGAGUAGGAAAGCUUUACUGCGCAGUCAUUCUAGUGCUUAUUUUUCAAGGGAAAACAAGGCAUCUGUCAGGUGGAGUCUCCAAGAGAAACAGAAUGGAGAAAAGCACAGAGAGGAGAUGAGGCAGGUGACAGGUAUAACAUUCCAGGACUUGCCAGCUAAAUUCCAACACUCUGAUUCUCUUUUAAGUUGUAAUGAGGCUGCCGGGGAAUCCCCAAAAAUGGUUUCUGGAUCAUCUACCAAAAUAUGCAUAAAACCUAAAGGCCCAGACUUAUGUUAUCCAGCAGAUAGAGUACCUAAGGAAGAUGAAGAAUUAUCUGUUUCUCAAUCUCAGAAUUGUCCCCUAAAAAUCCUUUCUGACUUGAAAACAUUAAUGGGGAAUAAUGUUGCAACCACAAAUAAUACAAGUGUUUCCAACAGUGAGCGCAAAUCCACUAGUUCUCUGGUCACUGUAUCACCUAUACUUCUAGAACCAAAGCGGAGAAGCAGUGAACAAGUGUGUAGUGCCUCCAGAAACAUAGAUAGAAGAUGGACACUACCAAGAACUAGGGGCCAAAGUAAUCUAAUAAUAACAAAAGAAACACAGGUGGGAAACUUAGUGAAUAUAUGGAAAAAGUUAGACAACAGUGUAUCGUUUUUGGAACAGAAAAGAGACCCAACAGUCAAGAUAUCUUACAGUAGUGUUGCAGAGUCUGAAAGGGAUCAAGUGAAUAACAUUGGGGAGAGGAAAAAUAACACUGAUUUCACAGAUGGACAUGAUCACAAAACUAAAGGACACAAAGUCAGGUUGAACUUUGCUCGAUGUUCAUGGGCAGUAACUCCUGAUGAACACAAUGGAGGGACAUUUCUUUUGCAAGAGCAGCCAAAAGGUGAGCAAAACAGAAUACAGGACAUGGACUCAUAUUCAGGAUGGGAUCCGCAGGGCAAUGAGAAAUCUGAUAAUUUCCUGAUCUAUGGAAGAAAAGACUUUGCGGAUGAGAAAGAUGAUUUCCACCGGAAAACAGUGCGGGUGACUCGGAGGUUUGUGGUGGAUGGGAAGGAGCUGAGCGUGUCUUCUUGCAAACAGAAAACGGAGAUAAAUGCCAUAGAUAGCAAAGAGCGUACCGUGAGGCGCCAGGAGCUACAACAGCUGAGAUUAUUGCAGAAGGAAGAGAAGAGAUCUCAAAGCCAACUGGAGCAAAGAAUACAGCGGGAGAGAGAGCUCAUGUUCAGACAUAUUGAACAGGAAAUUAUAGGGAAGAAGUUGUAUUAUGAUCGUGAGAUUCAAGCCUUGGAACAGCAUAUAGAGCAGGCUCGUAUGCGAAGAGAACAAGAGCAUACAAACCGGCUGCGCCAGGAAGCUCUGCGCUUGAAAUCUCAACAGCAAAAAGUGAGAAUUAAGAAGAAAUCAGAUUUAAAGGAGAAAUGGCAAGAGGAACAAUGCCUGAUAGAACAACAGCAGGAGUUAAAUACAGCGUUGCAGAAGUUGGUCACAGAACACAAAAAAAAAGUAAUGUGUACAGCACGGGAAAAUCUCUGCAAAAUCUACAGUCUGAAAACAGCUCGGGAGUCUGUGAUUUUGAGGCUAGAGGAGCGCCACCUACAGGAAAAGUAUCAGCUAUUUCGUCAGCAGGUGACUGAACAGCACAGUCUGCAAAGGCAGCAGCUACAUAAGAGACAUGAAAAGGAAAUGGAGAGGCUAAAGCAUUUCCAAAGCAUAUUACUAGAUGACAUGAAAACCCGACAAGUACAAGAGAGAACACAAAACCAGAAAGCCCAGCGAUAUGAGGCCAGGGUUCGCAUGAAUAGGUUCAAGGAGAGUAUGAAGAGCCAAGGACUGAGCAUGGCAGAGCAGAAAGAGAGGAGUAAGCAGUUCUUGCUACAAGAAACAGUCCGUCAGAAGGAGGCAUCUCAGCAACAGCAAGUGUUACAUGAACAGGAACUGCAAAAACUGCAACAGCAUCUGCGAGAGACGUGUAGGGAACUGGAGGAGAUACAGGAAGAGAAAAUGAAAACUCUGCAAACACUGGAGAAAAAGAAGCUGCAACAGCUGGAUGCAGAACACAGCAUGGAGACUGAGCAGUGGAAAGAACGCUCAAGACUAAGUAAAGAGAAUUUAGAUGCAGAGUUGUCACUGAAGCAGCAACAGAUACAGACGGGAAAGCGGAUAAACAAGGAACCAGAGAGACGCACUUCCCACUUAUUCUUCUCGUGA
Bombina bombina (fire-bellied toad) is the source of this 4067-nucleotide messenger RNA. RefSeq names its product serine/threonine-protein kinase 10-A-like. Gene Ontology annotation, biological process: protein phosphorylation. Lineage: Eukaryota; Metazoa; Chordata; Amphibia; Anura; Bombinatoridae. The record is from RefSeq and is a predicted model, not a curated record. Gene Ontology annotation, molecular function: ATP binding; protein serine/threonine kinase activity.